AUGCUUCCUUCCUCACCAUCAUUCCUAUCUUCGUUUGACCCCGCCCUUCACCUCCACUCCGAAGGUCCUGGCAACACAAACCCACCGUCCGAAUCGUUCGACGACGAUCUCGAGGCAAUCCAUUUGCACCGCCGCGAACAAACCCGCAACCGAGUCGUGAUUCAACAUCGAGCGUGGGAUCUGUCUGAUGUGUUUCGCAGCGAAGACGACAUACGAUCUGGUCCGCGAUCUCAAGCCCACAUUGCCUGGAGUAGUGGCACUGACAACCAUAUAGUAGAUACGCCGACGAAGAACGUUACGACCCCGAGAGCAUUUUCUCCCACUCCUGCUCGAAACCUCUCUUUCAUGCCAUCCUCGCCGCCCGUUUCGAGAAUGCCGUUUAUAGCGUCUCCGGGCGCGCUUGCCCCCACAUCUGGCAAUGCGACCAACGAUUCGCAGAAGAGGAAAGUCACAAAUGCGGAGGGAGGCGCGCAGCCGACGGAGCCGAAGCGCCAGCGCAUGGUUGGAGGCUUCGUUGAUGAUGAUGACGAUGAUGACGAAGACGACCUGGCUGCUUUCCGGGACGAGCAGCUGAAGAAUCAAUAUGACCUGCCCGGGCACUUCUUCCAGGAGCCUCCGGCGGCACUCCCUAGUAUACUGGCACCGCCGCCGGCAUCUACGAAAUUGAACGGGACGACCAAUGCUACACCUAGCUCCUCUAGAACACUAUUACAACUGACACCUCGGCCCGCUCCAACGGCUCCCAAGAGGUUCCAGAUCAAGACUUGUGCAGGCAAGACCCAUAAUGUCCCGCAAAGGAAGGCCCAGGCCCCCGUUUCCUAUAAACAAAUGAUCGCCAAUCGGUCCGAGACAGAACCUGGAAAGGCGACGAAGAGCUAUUACGGUAUCGACAUCCACAAAUUGCUGGAUGAUGCCGCCAAGGACAAAAAGCCCGCGAGCACAGUCCCUCAACCCCAAGUCCAGCAAACGAUCGAAACGAACAACGUGAGCUCAAAGCAGAAGAAGAUAGACUCUGCAAUGUGGACAGAGAAAUACCGUGCUCGUAAAUUCACCGAUCUCAUUGGCGAUGAACGCACCCAUCGAUCAGUUCUACGCUGGCUCAAGGGGUGGGAGUCAAUUGUAUUCCCUGGUCUAGCCAAGUCUCGACCGAAGAAGCCUGCCCAGGAGGAUGAAGAAGAGUACAUCCAUCGAAAGGUACUCUUAUUGAGUGGCCCUCCCGGACUUGGAAAGACGACAUUAGCGCAUGUAUGUGCUAAACAGGCUGGCUUCGAAGUGCUUGAGAUCAAUGCAAGUGAUGACCGCAGCAGGGAUGUGGUCAAAGGCCGCAUUCGUGAUGCGCUGGGAACCGAGAAUGUCAAAGGUAUGAAUGUGGAGGUUGGUGAUAAAAAGGUCCGCCGUGCCGGUAAACCCGUAUGUGUCGUGGUGGACGAAGUCGACGGUGUCACUGGUGGUUCUGGAAGUGGUGGUGAGGGCGGUUUCAUGAAGGCCCUCAUUGACCUUGUUUUGCUCGACCAACGGAACGCGAAAUGGUCCUCCGAGGGCAAUAAUGGCAAGAAGCGCAAGGGUGACAACUUCCGAUUCAUGCGGCCGUUAAUUUUGGUCUGCAAUGACCUCUAUCACAGCAGUCUCCGACCUCUCAGGGCAUCAUCCAUUGCAGAGAUGAUCAAUGUCCGCCAAGCACCAUUGGAGAAUGUUGUUCAACGAGUCAAGGUUAUAUUCGGCCGCGAAGGCAUCCCCUGCGACAGUGAUGGGGCUCGAAGGCUCUGUGAAGCAGCCUGGGAAUUUGUGGCGCACAAGCUUCGAAACGAGUCGUUGCCAUCCUCGCUCAGACUGACAAGGAACUGGCUGGAGACUCGAGUCCUCAAUGCAUCGGCCGAGGGUAGCGCGUUCUUCAAAGAGUUAAGUCGUGGGGGUGUUCGUGAAAUUGUGAACCGCGUGUUCACAGAAGGAGCUGGCUUCUCAGAUGCUCCUGUUGGCAUGAGUUUCCAAGAUCGCUUUGAUACCACCAACAGCCGUGUUCCUGUCGGCGUGGCGGAUCUGCGCAAGCGACACGCAAUCAACCGAUUGCGGGAAAUGGUUGAUUCCAGCGGUGAUCAUGACCGCUGUGUAUCUGACUGUUUCGCUUCAUAUCCCAUCCAGCAAUACCAGGAUGAUAAUUAUUUCUCCAAACCCAAUGCCGCCCACGACUGGCUUCAUUUCCAUGACUCAAUCAGUUCGAAAGUCCAUUCCUCCCAAGAGUGGGAACUGAUUCCAUACCUCAGCCAGUCGGUUGUCGCAUUCCAUCAUCUAUUUGCUACAGCUAUGGGCAGAACCACCGAUGAUGACAAGAACGAUGAUGACGAGGAAGCCGAAGAGCCCCACCCUUUCUCAGGACCCAAAGCCGACUUUGCUGCCUUCGAAGCACAAAAGCAGAACCGCGCGGCCAUGACUGCAUUCCACGCCUCCUUUUCGGCACCUAUGGCUCGCAUUUUCCGGUCGAAUGAAAGUAUAAUCACAGAUCUAGUCCCUUACUUGAUCCGCAUGCUAUCACCAGAUGUCAAGCCGGUCAUCAUCCGUGGAAACGGAGAGCAGAGAAGCACCGCCACCGUUCGUAAAGAGUCUGAACGUGCGCUUGUCCAGUCUACCGUGCGUGUUAUGACCGGGAUGGGCGUGACUUUUGAAAGAGUCCGAGUGGAACAUGAAGGAAACCACGGUGGAUGGGCGUAUAGAAUGGAACCACCAAUUGAUUCGCUUGUGGUCUUCUCGAAGAUCAAAGGUAGCACCAUCGAGGCUUCUGGCGGUACAGCGCCGGUGCGGUAUGCCGUCCGCCAGGUGCUAGACCAAGAGUAUCGCAAGGCAACGACGCGCAAACAGUCUGAUGCCAUGAGCGCAUCUAGACUCGGCGCCAAGGGCCCCAGAUAUACCGACGAGACGGCCGCAGCCAAAGCAAUCAGGGAAGCGGCUGUCAAACGCGAUUUCUUUGGUCGGCUGGUUGAGCAACCUGCGCCACAGCCUAAUGAUCCAAACAGCGUAGAUGGCUUUGUUGAUGAGUCGUCUAAGGCUGGACGGAAAGUCUGGGUUACUUUCCACGAAGGCUUCUCGAAUGCGGUCCGGAAACCGAUAUCUAUGGGAGAGUUGAUGGCUGGGUUGUAA
Messenger RNA from Penicillium samsonianum, 3132 nucleotides. RefSeq names its product putative sister chromatid cohesion factor (Chl12). Gene Ontology annotation, cellular component: nucleus. The transcript is spliced from 3 exons. Gene Ontology annotation, molecular function: DNA binding; ATP hydrolysis activity; ATP binding. The coding region runs from base 1 to 3132 and encodes 1043 amino acids. NCBI's taxonomy places the organism in Eukaryota, Fungi, Ascomycota, Eurotiomycetes, Eurotiales, Aspergillaceae. The record is from RefSeq and is a predicted model, not a curated record.